Penicillium roqueforti is the source of this 492-nucleotide messenger RNA. RefSeq lists its product as uncharacterized. NCBI's taxonomy places the organism in Eukaryota, Fungi, Ascomycota, Eurotiomycetes, Eurotiales, Aspergillaceae. The record is from RefSeq and is a predicted model, not a curated record. Bases 1 to 492 code for a protein of 163 amino acids. The transcript has 5 exons.
AUGCCUAAUCACCAAGGCUCUUGCACUGACCAGGGCACCAACACUGCUCCUGCUGCCAGCACUGUCCCUGCUGCCAGCACUGUCCCGGCUACUGGCACUGACCAGGCCACUGCCACCACCCAGGGUACUGGCACUACCCAGGGCACAAGCACUGCUGCCGCUGCAGCCCAGGCUGCAAGCACCAGCCCUACCCAGGGCAGCCGCUGGAAGGCGCGCGACAGCAGCCACCCUCCUGACGCCUUCGCAGAGACCGCCAAGCUGCUCUGCGACUGCCACGGCCCGCGGGCGCAGUGGCCUCUGAACAACGCGGAGCUGAUCAUCGCUCCCUGCGCGUACCAGUGCCCGUACUGCGCAGAAUUCAACAAGGUGGGGAGGCCAAGACUCAUGGCCUCCAAUCUGCGGCGGCACCUCGCGCAGACCCACAUCAGGGGAAACCCUGAUGUGUACGGAACCCUUGUUGUCGCGCCCGGUGUGAAGGGCCGGGGGCCUUAG